UACCCAACCAUGCUAUCGGCUAAGAACUAAUACCGAUGACCUCAUAACCACUGAUGAUGGAAAUGGUCAAGUGCUGCGCUGCGUGCAUCCUUUAACCUCUAAAGACAUUUUGGAUAGUAAAUAUGAGGAUCCAAACGCUGUUUUGGAACAGAAGAUGCAGAAUACAGAAUCACUGGAAAUUCUGCAGAUAUUCGAAGAUGACUUUGAGGAAAGGGAGUCCUUAUCCGGCAGAACGACUGCUCCAAAAUGGCCUGUUUAUGACAUUCCACGUGGCCCCCCUGCGAGGAUCUGUCGCUCAGAUGAUGUGAGGAGCGACUCUCCGCCGAAGAUGCCCGGAGCCUCACCAAGUCCGGAGGCCGAUACAGAAGAGGAAGGUUUGCUGUUUUCUCCUUCCAACGUCUCCCUGGUGACGGCAUUACUGGAGGGUGACUCUCAACAUGAUCGCUCUUCAUCCUCUACUUACAUGGACGACCCAACCACUCCACAAACCCCAGAACAGCCACAAGAGGAAAGGCUACUAUUCCACGAUGUUCCGGGUGUACAUCUUGUAUGCCAAGGGUGCAAGGAAAAGGAGCAUUCGUGUAGACGGGAAUUGGAGCAGCAGACGGAGGAAGCCGUGUCCGCGCAGCAGCAGGACCUUCCCCAAACGAUAACUGGGCAGACUGAUGGUCUAUCUACAGAUAUGGAUUUGGAGACAUCUUGCUCUGAGGAGGUGACGUACGUGGAAGCCGUUCCAAACAAGCGGGAUCUAGAGGCGGCAAAAUGCUUGGCCAGGAGGCUAUACCAGCUGGACGGCUUCGAGAGAUCUCAGGUCGCUCCGUACCUCCAAAAAAAUAACGACUUCAGCUCCAUGGUGGCCGAGGAGUAUCUCAACCUCUUCGACUUCACAGGAAAAACGUUGGAUGCGUCUCUCAGGUCUCUUCUGCAAGAGCUGGUGCUGACGGGGGAGACUCAAGAGCGAGAACGAGUUUUAUUUCACUUCGCGAAAAGGUUUCACAGGUGUAACCCCAAGGACUUCAGCUCCGCAGAUGCCGUACACACUCUGACCUGCGCACUCAUGCUCCUGAACUCAGAUUUACACGGACAGAACAUUGGGAAGUCUAUGACCCAGCAGGACUUCAUCAAUAACCUGGAUGGAAUGAAUGACGGAGACAGCUUUUCCAGAGAGCUUCUAAAGGGCCUGUAUCAUUCUAUCCGUAACGAAAAACUGGAAUGGGCCAUGUAAGAGACGUUGGCGAAUGCCUUGGUUUCCAAACCAGAAAGUGUCCCCCUGACACGCAAAAGAAGCAACCCCUUCUUGGACGUUCCCUG
Messenger RNA from Spea bombifrons (plains spadefoot toad), 1311 nucleotides. Its product is annotated as PH and SEC7 domain-containing protein 1-like. Gene Ontology annotation, molecular function: guanyl-nucleotide exchange factor activity. Gene Ontology annotation, biological process: regulation of ARF protein signal transduction. Gene Ontology annotation, cellular component: ruffle membrane. NCBI's taxonomy places the organism in Eukaryota, Metazoa, Chordata, Amphibia, Anura, Pelobatidae. The coding region runs from base 155 to 1225 and encodes 356 amino acids. The transcript has 10 exons. The record is from RefSeq and is a predicted model, not a curated record.